This is a messenger RNA of Gadus macrocephalus (Pacific cod), 2193 nucleotides long. RefSeq names its product acyl-CoA thioesterase 9, tandem duplicate 1 (gene acot9.1). The record is from RefSeq and is a predicted model, not a curated record. The transcript is spliced from 16 exons. Lineage: Eukaryota; Metazoa; Chordata; Actinopteri; Gadiformes; Gadidae. The coding region runs from base 148 to 1455 and encodes 435 amino acids. Gene Ontology annotation, cellular component: mitochondrion. Gene Ontology annotation, molecular function: fatty acyl-CoA hydrolase activity. Gene Ontology annotation, biological process: acyl-CoA metabolic process.
UCUCCGGUGGGCGGGGCCACGAGGGAGGGCGGAAGUACACUACUGCUGACCGUUGGCUAGCACUGCUCGGUAACUUUAGCUUCUUCUAGUCCGGUUUGGUCUUUUAUCUUGCACCUAGGCUUGGGUCGCUCAAAACAUAUAAAGACGAUGUACUUACAAAGAUUGUUGUUGCUGCGGUCGAGCGCCCGCUUGACCUCGAGGGCGUUCUCAGCAGAGGGCGUGUCUUCGACAGGCACCCCGCUGGACAUGAUACAAGGAAAUCCAAACGCAAUACAUGUAUCCAAUGUACGCGACCGGUUGAGAGAGAUUGUAGGAGCAUCCACCAACUGGAGGGACCACAAGCAAGCCCUGGAGGAGCGCCUGUCCCUGUCCUCCAUGCUGGCCCGCUCCCAGGGCGACUUGCCCCCGCGCUCCAUGAAGGACAGCUCCCACGAGGUCCACCUGCCCCUGGGCUCCCAGCCCCACAUCAGGGAGAAGUACCUCACCCACCACAACACCGUCAGGUUUGGCAGGAUUCUGGAGGAUCUGGAUAGUUUAGCAGUGCUCAUCUCUUACUCUCACACCCACAAUCCUGCGCUGCCCAGGUCUCCGCUGUCCAUUGUCACCGCCCUAGUGGACAAGAUAGACAUGAGACAGCACACUAUCUACCCCGACCGCGACAUCAAGUUCACUGGUCACGUGACAUGGGUGGGGAAGACGUCCAUCGAGGCCAAGAUGUACAUGUCUCAGUUACACGAGGGAACCUACAGCCCCGUCCUGGAGGCCACGUUCGUCAUGGUGGCCAGAGACCCAGAAAACAAGAGGGCAGCGUAUGUGAACCCCUUGAAGCCUGAGGGAGCAGAGGAGGAGCGGCUGUUCCAGCAGGGAGAGGUCAACAAGACCCGCCGCGUGGAGCUCAGCACCGCGUCCCUGCUGAAGGUGGCGCCGACCGCGGAGGAGAGGAAGGUCGUCCACAGCCAAUUCCUCAGCACCCUGGACCCCCAGACGGUGAGUUUUCGCAGCAGGGUCCUGCCACCUAAGUCUGUGUGGAUGGAGGACGCCAAGGUGAAGGGCCUGGAGAUCUGCCAUCCUCAGGAGAGGAACAUCUUCAACAGGAUCUUCGGUGGCUUCCUGAUGAGGAAGGCCUACGAGCUGGGCUGGGCCAACGCCUGCUCCUACGGAGGCUGCCGGCCUAAUCUGGUCGCCGUUGACGACAUCUUGUUCCAGAAACCAGUAGAGAUUGGCUCCUUGCUCCUCCUCUCAUCACAGGUGUGCUACACGGAGGGGAACUUCAUCCAGGUCAGAGUACACACGGAGGUGCUGGACCCUCUGACGGGGCAGCACAACACCACCAACGUGUUCCACUUCACCUUCGUGUCGGACAACGACGUCCCCAUGAUCGUUCCCCAGAGCUACGGAGAAUCCAUGCUGUACCUGGACGGUAAGAGGCACUUCAGCCAGGCAGCAGGGAUCUGAGAUGGACUCCAUAGGAAGAUGGACUUCACCUCUUCUACGACUCAACCUUUAUGCCAAUGCACUUCAUACCGCUCAAAACACUUUAUAUAUAUAUAUAUAUACAUACAUAUAAAUCAAAAUGCUUGUGUGUUUGUGUGUGUACUUGUGUUAUUAAGAAAAUGUUCCGAAGCAAAAAGCGUGUGUGUGUCGGUGUGUGUGUGUGUUUUUUUUAUUUUAUAAAUGCCACCCAUGUACAAGGGCCCCUUGUAAAGUUCACCGUCCGUGCUUUUCUUGCGCAUACUGGCCGUAGCAGUUGAUUUACAGUGUAUGUUUUUUCUUAGCCAGGGUGGAGAGACAUACCAGAGGCAUCUACCAUUUGGGAUGAUUCAUUGUCUCCUACCUUCCAUUUGGCCUCAGCCUGUUUCAUUUUGCCGUAGCCUGCGCUAUCGGGCAAUCUGAGGUCUGGUGGGCACACAAUGACUCCUAUCCAGCUACACCAAAGCCAGGUCGGCUAGAAACGAUGGGCUAGUGGUUGAUGUGCCAAAACACAGUUUACAUUGCUUUACAGUUACCGUCAUUUGUCAACAAUACAGUUGGGCCGCUCACACAGCACGCACAUGUGUGUAUUUCAACUACCUAUAUUGAAUUCUCUUUUGUUUUUCAAAUGUUUUCUUUUUGGGGGUAAGGGCAGGAAAGGUUCAAUCUAUAUUUGCUUCAAUGCAUUCGACCUGCAAUAAAGAAUUUAUCAUGACUUUAUAA